UACUUUUAAAUGAGUUUAUUUUAUAAUGUUUAAAACUUUAUAUGUGUGAAGGAGAUAGGAGGCGGCACAUUCUAUCAGAGACGGUUAGGUUUAGUGAGAGCUAGAACUCUGCUCUCGUCUACGGAGGAGACCGGACUGAAGGCUGAGCUCGACGGAGGAGACGGGACGGAAGACUGAGCUCUCGUCGACGGAGGAGAGAAACUGUGCCGACCAUCUGCACUGCAUCUAACGCGAAGAUUCUAAUCUGACCUUCGCCGGACGGAUAUUGACGGUGGCCAUCGAACUGAAAAGGGAAUCCGUGAUUAUGAUUGUUGGAAUGUUUGAUUAUGUGGGUUAAUUUAAGAUUAAGUAUGGAUUCUCGAAUUGAGUUUGAUUUGGAGUUUGAAUUGGAGUUAUGUUGCUUGAUGUUCUUGGGGUUAUGUUGCAUCUGUUUAACUUGGUGCAUCUGUUUGUUGGAUUCUUUCACUGCUUGCUUGCUCAGCUCUGUCGCUUCUGUUCAUGUGCCAUUAUAUAUGCUAGUGUUAAGGAUAUAAGACUUCAUGUGUAUCACAAGGGUUUUGAGUCGACUUAUAAACAAUGGAUAUGGCAUGGGGAGACUGAAAAUGUUGGUUCAACAUUUAGUGGACGGGUGGAUGACAAAAAUGACAAUAUCGAUGGUUUCCAGGCUGAAGGGAACAACGAAUUUGAGGAUAAUUCUGGCAUGGCCCAUGACUUUGAAAAUGUUAUUGAUGAUGAAGAGCGUAACAUCAUUAAUCCUGAAAACAUCAAGGAGUUCUUGCGAUGGGAUAUGAUCGAUAAUAGCAUCGUCGAGAUCUUUAUGAGACACUUGUAUGGCUACAUGAGGACCCACGACAUUCAGAAUGUCGGGUUAGUGUGUCCGGACGAUCUCCAGCAUAUGGUAAAAAAUGGAAACCGUAAACCAGUGGAAAGGAUGUUGCUAGAUCAUAAAGAAAAAUCUUGGGUUCUUCUUCCAUUCUUCUGUGAGAGAACACAUCAUUAUACAUUGAUAGUAAUACGUUAUUAUGAAAAUAAAGUGCAUUACUUCAACUCAGCAUUGGGGACGGGGACUUCCAAGAAUCUUACACUGAAGAGUUACAUAAACGAAGCUUGGAGGAUCCUUCGAGUACAGGGGAUGGGUUUUCUUAAACUGAAACCCACGUGGACUGAUGUCGGUAUCGUACCACAACAAUCCGGUGGAACAGAGUGUGGGUAUUAUGUCAUGAGGUUUAUGUGGCUAAUCAUCAGUCUUUGUGCCCGUGAAUCCGUUCCAAUAGAAACGGUGUUCAACUCUUUUGAUCCGUAUACGAUUGAACAACUUGAAGAGUUACGAGAGAUGUGGGCAAACACCUUUCUAGAUGAGUUAGUGAAUUAGCCACUCUAUCCCUAGUGACAAACAAAUUUAGUUUAAUUUGGUAUACUUUUUAACCCGUUUUGUUAGUUGGACACAACUUUGUGUUGUAAGUUGUGUAGUAUUUUAAAUCCUUUUACAUUUUGGUGGAUGUAUACAAUGAAAUUUAAAUUGUCCU
Molecule: messenger RNA, 1526 nt
Organism: Cuscuta campestris
Lineage: Eukaryota; Viridiplantae; Streptophyta; Magnoliopsida; Solanales; Convolvulaceae
Source: the annotation of a GenBank genome assembly